Mytilinidion resinicola is the source of this 1614-nucleotide messenger RNA. Its product is annotated as FAD/NAD(P)-binding domain-containing protein. Lineage: Eukaryota; Fungi; Ascomycota; Dothideomycetes; Mytilinidiales; Mytilinidiaceae. The record is from RefSeq and is a predicted model, not a curated record. Bases 1 to 1614 code for a protein of 537 amino acids. Gene Ontology annotation, molecular function: flavin adenine dinucleotide binding; NADP binding; N,N-dimethylaniline monooxygenase activity. The transcript is spliced from 2 exons.
AUGGGUUCCGUAUCAACAACUUCUCCAGAAUAUGAUGCAUUGAUCAUCGGGGCCGGCUUUGGAGGGUGCUACACCUUGCACAAGCUUCGCGAAGCGGGCUUCAAGACCAUUGUCCUGGAUGAUGGGGCGGACCUCGGGGGCGUCUGGUACUGGAACUGCUAUCCUGGCGCUCGUGUGGACACCAAGGUCCCGCUCUAUGAGUUCUCCGAUGAGUCGAUCUGGCGCGACUGGACUUGGUCAGUGAAGUAUCCGGAUGUCUUCGAAAUCAGGAAAUAUUUUGCCCAUGUGGAGAGCAAGCUGCAUCUGAAAAAGGACAUCCAGUUCAACACCCGAGUCGUCGGCUCCCAGUGGGACGAGGCUGGAAACUUCUGGCGGGUCACAGAUGCCAGUGGCGGAGAGAAGACUGCCAGAUACCUCAUCGUGUGCACGGGAUUCGCUGCGAAGCCAUAUAUUCCGAAGUUCAAGGGAUUGGAUACCUUUAAAGGCUUAAGUUGCCAUAGUGCCAGGUGGCCGCAGGAGGGAAUUGACUUCAAAGACAAGAGAGUUGCUGUUGUUGGGAACGGCUCCAGCGGCCUCCAAGUCAUCCAGGAAGUUGCAAAGGAAGCUGCUCAUUUGUCCGUUUUCCAACGCAACCCCACGUACUCCCUGCCAAUGAAACAAGGGCCUUUGAGCAAAGAGGACCAAGACAAGUCGAAAUACAAGAACCUCUUCGAGUUGCGCAAGCUGACCUUCGCUGGCUUGGAUCGCGAGUUCAGUCCUCAGAACGCCGCAGAUGUGUCAGAUGAAGAAAGGAACACGUUCUUCGAAAAGACCUGGGAUCAAGGCGGCCUAUCCUUCUGGUUAGCGAACUACCAAGACAUCUUGAGGAACCCAGAAUCGAGCCGCCAUGCGUACAACUUCUGGCGAGCGAAAGUGCUUCCACGCAUCAACGAUCCCAAGAAGGCAGAGCUACUUGCGCCGGAAGAGCCGCCGUAUUACUUCGGCACGAAGCGCGCGACUUUGGAACAGAGAUAUUACGAGGUGUACAACCAGGACAACGUCGAUUUGCUCGACGCUAAAGCGAAUGCAAUUACGGAGAUUGUGCCCAACGGCGUCAUCACGGCCGACGGGGCCCUGCGUGAAGUAGACAUUUUGAUUCUCGCUACCGGCUUCGACUCUGUUACGGGCGGGCUUCUUGCGAUCGACAUCAAGGGUGUGGACGGCCAAUCUCUCCGGGAGAAAUGGGCCCAGGGCACAUACACCAACCUUGGGAUGAUGACGAACGGCUUUCCAAACAUGAUGUUCCCAUAUGGUCCUCAAGGUCCCACAUCGUUCUGCAACGGGCCUACCUGUGCUGAGAUUCAGGGCGAUUGGAUUGUCAAUACCAUUGGAUACAUGUCCAAACAUGGAAAAAUCAAGAUUGACACCCAGAAAGAGACGGAGCAGGCAUGGAGAGCUUUGACGAACGGCAUUGGGGACAUGACGCUCCUCCCGCACACGAACUCGGAGUACAUGGGAACUAAUAUCCCUGGAAAGGCAAAGGAGAUGCUGAACUACUUAGGAGGCGUGGUGGACUAUACAAAGCGUAUCACCAGCGUGAUUGAGUUGGGAUAUCCUGGAUUUGCUAUCCAAUAG